GUUGGGAAUUUCUUCAUUGUGGGGUUCGAAGGAACUACAGUGACAAAAGAAAUUUCCAUUUUAAUCAGCAAAUAUCAUGUCAGUAGUAUCAUCUUGAGUGGAAAGAAUUUCAUCAAUGCGUCGCAGGCCAAGAGCUUGAUCCAAGACUUGCAAACUAUUGCGAAAAAGUCCGGUUACAAAUAUCCACUCAUUUUUGUUAUAGAUGAAGAAGGAGGCAUGCUAAACUCGCUUUUUGACGGUGAUUAUGUCACACAGUUUCCGGGUGCGAUGUCUAUGGGUGCAGCUGGAAUAACAGACCUUGCAUAUAAAGUAUAUCGGGCCAUGGCUAAAGAGUUGAAAUCUAUUGGUUUUUCAAUGUAUUUAGGUCCUGUUUUAGACAUUUUGAAAAACACAUCAAACACAUUCAUUCAACAGAUGAUUGGAGUUAGAGCGUACGGCUAUGAUCUAAAAUCUACAUUGAAGUUGGGAGAAGUUGCAGCGAAAGCCUUCAAAGAUGAAGGGGUUCUCAAUUGUGGUAAGCAUUUUCCAGGGUACGGAUCUGCAACUAUAAAUUCGAAUUUUGAGCUUCCAAUGAUAUUUGAGUCAGCAGACCAAUUAUUUGAGUUUAACCUUGUCCCAUAUAUCGAACUGAUAAAAGAGAAUUUGUUAGAUAGUGUACUAGUUGGUGGAUGUGCAGUUCCUGGCGUUAACAACAAUGACUUACAUGCUUGUUUGAGUCCAACUAUAGUCACAAACAUCUUACGAGAAAAGCUGCAGUUUAAUGGAGUGGUGAUUAGUGAAUGUCUUUUGCUAGAAGCAUUAGACCGAAAUUUUGGUGUUGUUCAAGGAUGCAUUUCUGCUUUUUCUGUUGGCUGUGACCUUAUCAUGUUAUGCAGUAAUUUUGAUAUCCAGAAACAGGCAAUUAUGGCACUAAAAUCAGUCAUAGAGGAUCAGUUGAUAAGCCCUACUAUCGUUAAUAAGUCUCUAGAAAGAAUUCAGAAUUUACAACAAAAGCUUCCUAGUUGGGAAGAAGUUCUAACUACACAAUUUUUGACUCCAGAUAUUUUGGCUUAUCAUAAACUUCUUUCGAAGAAAGCGUACGAAAAAUCAAUCACGUUGAUAAGAGAUGCUGGAAUGCCUAUAAGCAAGUAUUUGAGGGCAGGUGUGGAAAAUGAGAAUACAGUUCUAAUGCUUACACCUUUGAUUAGUCCGUUAUAUGAAACCGUGGAUUCUAAUGGAGUGAAAACUCAUAUAAACAGUAUAGUGUCGCAUGAUUAUGGUAACUUGAACUUGAAUUAUGGAGAGGAUGUUUUUAUAAAAUUAGGAGAGUUGCUUUCCAGUUACAAACCAGGAUAUAAGGUGCUCCACACAAGUUACAACUCUAAUGGACUAACUUCAUUUCACGAAGAGCUGAUUCUGAGAUCAAAGGUAAUUUUAUUUUUUUGUGCUGAAACUACGAACAAUCUCUAUCAGGUUGGUGUAUCGAAGCAUGUAUCAAUGCUUUGCAACUCUAUGGCAAAUAAGAAAAAUAGUUUAGGGAGAUCGUUGGGGGGCAAGAAAAUGAUUAUCAUAAGUGUUGCUUCUCCGACCGACUUUCUUUAUGACAUUAAUCUUGGAGGGUCACCUACAGGGUACAUCUGUACCUAUGAUUAUACCAUUAAUGCGUUAUGCAAUCUUCCUAAAAUUUUGUUCGGUGACUUCAAAGCUACAGGAAAGAUACCAGGAUUGUCUACGCAUGUACUACAAAAUGGAAUUGUACAAAAUUCAGAUAACAAGCAUAGGAAACAUAGUUGGUUAGUCGAAACUUUCAGCUAUAAAAGAGAUUGGGAAAAUUUGAUUAAUUUGCUAAAGAAUAACAACUACCUUGAUUAUUCUGUAAAGGACACGUCCUUGACAAGCCUCAAGAGGCUGCUGUUUGAUACAGAAAAUCAUCGCAGCUUUGUUGUUCGAAACACUAGCUCGAACACUAUUUUGGGAAUAUCAAGCGCUUGGGUAUACUCCAGUAGUGAUCUACAAGUGGAUGGGAAAAAGUUGAACGUUGCAAAUUUGAUGUUUUUACUAGUGGAUAAAAACAAAAGAAACAUCUCCAUCGGAAACCACUUGUAUUCUAAAACUAUAAAAUACCUUUUCGAAGAACGUGCCUGCGGUAAAAUAUACUUAGGGCGCAAUUUUCCGAAAUUUACGAUUGUUAAUGAUCUGCUUUUAAACUUCACAGAGGAGAAUAACAAUGCACUUAAUUUUUUCAAAUCCCUUGGAUGUGAUUUCAGUGGAGAAACAGUUAUUCCAGAAGUCAAGGGACACGACAUUUCCAGCUGGCAGGUUGCAGAAAAUCUUGUUCGUCAACUACAAGUGGUUGGAAUUAUGUUCGAUAUUUGCAAAAACCCAGGAGAUAUACUCUCAUCACAGAAAGGUAAGCAUAGCAGCUCCAACUUUUACAGCAGCGAAUCUGAUCUCUAUGAGGUAUAUCUAGAACUAUACAAAGAUUUCUGCUCACAAAAUGAUGAUACACAGUACUUUGAUGGUUCGGGAAAUCUAGAUAUCAUUGUCGCACUUGAGCCAACAAAAAGAUAUGUUGUCGGAAGUUUAGUUGUCUUUAACGGGAAAUCUAAGUUUUCAAAGUUUUACCCGUGUCUUGAGUCAUUAGGUAGCGAAAAAUUGACGAAUCAAAAUGAGUAUGCAUGUAUCACAGGCCAUUUUAUUGAUCCAUUAUACACAACUCUUUCAGAAGUGUUCAAAUUGGGUCUAAUAUGUACAGCAUUAAUGUAUGUGAAA
Pichia membranifaciens NRRL Y-2026 is the source of this 2751-nucleotide messenger RNA. RefSeq lists its product as hypothetical. Gene Ontology annotation, molecular function: hydrolase activity, hydrolyzing O-glycosyl compounds. Gene Ontology annotation, biological process: peptidoglycan turnover; carbohydrate metabolic process. The transcript has 3 exons. The annotation marks the transcript as partial. The record is from RefSeq and is a predicted model, not a curated record. Lineage: Eukaryota; Fungi; Ascomycota; Pichiomycetes; Pichiales; Pichiaceae.